This is a messenger RNA of Danaus plexippus (monarch butterfly), 3159 nucleotides long. It is a transcript of the gene qtc, whose product is annotated as protein quick-to-court. The record is from RefSeq and is a predicted model, not a curated record. The coding region runs from base 361 to 2028 and encodes 555 amino acids. Lineage: Eukaryota; Metazoa; Arthropoda; Insecta; Lepidoptera; Nymphalidae. The transcript has 6 exons.
ACUAUUUUUAACAUUUUCGACGUAUGGCAGUGUUUAAAUUUUUGGAUGUAUUCGAUUUGACAAUUGCGGCGUGUUAAGUCAAUAGCAUGAACCGACAUUGACGAAGUGGCAAGCACGCCGCUACAACAACUUACCGCAACAUUCUUAGCGUAAAAGUUACCGUGGAUGGUUUACUCUAAUGUAAUUUGCGAUUGAGUUUAUAUAAGUCGAUCGAAUAAAGUGAAACGAAUUCGAAAUAUCAUUUGACUUUGUGAUGUGUGAUACUGAUGUCCAAUAUAGUUUUCGUGUAUGAAUGUUAUGUCCGGAUUUGCUUUUAUUAUUAGCACACAGCACCUGGUCAAUGUGAAUUAAAUAAAUAAAAUGAAUAGAAACUGUGGUAGAAAGACAGAGUUUCAAGACGAGCACUACUGCGCCGGAAAUGUCACUGGGAAUUUCCGACGCGCUUGUUCACUGCGGCUGCGCGGUGAAAAAAUGGUGCAACGAUCCCCUUUAACAACUAGAAAAUAUAUUCCAAUAAUCACGGAAAAUACAAACCAGAAACAAAGAAAUGGUUCCCGUCUUCCGGAGCCGAGCUACCGCGCAAGGAGUCAAUCAUUUAACUCCACACAAAAACCGAAAAAAUCCUGUUUAAAAUUCCAAGAAACCUCCAUAGAUAGAAACCUCAGUAUGACAGACUCGGCCCACACACCACCAGGAUCUCCAGAAGAUUUACCCGACGAUGAAUCUUUACAUAGUUACGGAAGCGCAGCCACGGCCGCCUCUAUUGAUGCUGGAUAUGCACCAUUCAAUGGCACUACUUUCAGUGGUAGAUCGAUGCGUUAUGUCUUACACUGUUCCUCACAUGCCGGCCUAGCUGGAGAAGAUUAUCUCACACCAACCCAGAGAGCCCAAAAGCAAAUACGUCGACUGAAAUCUCUGUUAGCUCAGGCCAAGAAGGAUUUAGAAGAAAAGGAUAGUGAAAUUUUUCAACUUACAAAAGAAGUUGUUGAGCUCCGUCUCUACAAAGCUUCAAUAUUUUCUCCAGAUGAAAAGUCAAACUCAAGUGAAAUUGUGACCGUCCGAGAAAAUAAUGAUGAAGCUUCCAUAGAAGAAGAGAGCAUCAAAUGUAAAAGUGCCCUUCGGUCAUUUGACAUCACUGAUAGUCCUUUGUACAAAGAUCAAACACCAACAAGAUGCCGCAAUGAGAUGCAGGGCUCGUUUACUGAUUCCGGUCACUUUGAGGACCUAACCAAUUCUUCUUUACAUUCAAAAGAAUCUGUGCACAUGUUGACCCAUGAUGCUGCAUGCAUGACAGAGACAGUUGACAGUGAUGAAGAGCGCCGGAAUUUAAUAGCUUUCUAUGAAAAGAAAGUAGAAGACAUAAUGAGAGCUCAUGUUGGUGAGACGCAAGAAAUUAAAAAAUCACACAAUGACAAAGUGGAGGCGUUAUUACAAAAGUUAUCAGAUGUCAACACCAGGUAUUGUGAACUUCUACCAAACUAUGAGCAGGCUAAAGAGAGGAUACAUAUACUGGAAAAACAGUUAGAGAAUGCCAGCAAGCAGUUACAAGACGAAGAGAGCAGACACCGUACAGUAUACUUACAAAUGUACAACAAGGGAAAGGAAGCUGCAAAGUUUGAACUAGAUAAAGAAAUAGAUCCCGAACCUAGUACAAGCCAGCUCAGUAGAGUCUCCGUCGAGGAACUGUUGGAACAAUUGCAGAUAACGCAGACCGAGCUCGAAAAUGUCAGAGAUUCGGCAUUCACAGCGGACAGAACGGCAAAGUCACAAGUACUUCUUAGUGCAAAGGAGGCUGUUUCUUUAUGGGUCCUAGGAGCUCGAAAGGCAAUGUAUCGACGUAUUGUGGAAUCCCAGAAAGGUAACAAGACCAUCAUUGAUCCGGAAGUGACCUUGCAGUUCCUGAAAUCGGCGAUCUACUACUUCCUGACGGAUCCCGAAAACCAUCAAGGUCACCUGAAUGCCAUCGAAAACAUCCUAGGCUUCACCGAAGCUGAAAAGAAAAAUAUACGCAAAGCGAGAACGACGUAGGCUGCUACAAAUAUGUGAUAGUAAUAGUUACAUGCCACUUAGAUAUAAAUACUUGUUGCAUGUCCACAAAGACUAGUUGUUUAAAACAAAACAGAUGCACAUCGUUUUAAGUUGUUCAUAAUACUUUUACCAUAAUAAUUAUUAUUAUCUUGCACUUCCGAACUGUUUAUCAGUUUGUUUAUGUCUUAUUUCUGCAAGUUAUCUAUCGAAUUUUUUUAGACAUUAAAUUUGUGAUUAUUUUUUUUACUAGUUUUUAAGCGCCAAAGAAAAGCAUUCCUUGUCUUGUUUGUGCAAUUUUAACUUAUCUUUAUAAGUGUACAAUGAGGGUUCAUUUUUGAUGACAACUAUUUUAAGCGUUACAUAUUAUGUUUCUAUAUACUUUGUUCCUUUUUUUUAUUAAUUUAUUUUCUGUUAUGUUAUUUCGCAUGUGAUAAGUUUUACUUAUUUUAUUUCAACAUCCGUAACGAGUACUUAAAAUCUGUAUAACAUUGGAGAUAAAUUUUAUAUUAACUGCCAACACGACAGCAAAUCUUAUGCCAUGUACUAAACAACCAGCCGUCCCCGAGUUACAAUAAAAUUAAUCUUCUUUAGUUAUUACGUUCUAGACUAUACAUAAAUCGUAUUCUUGCCUUUUAAAAGCUGCAUCUGUGAUUAGACUAUUUAUUAAUUAAAUAUAAUAUCAUAAUAAAAUCAUGCUUUGAUCGCUGUUCCAUCCUUGUUUGAAAUACUAUAAUUUAUUUAUAAUAUACUCUUUUCAAUUUGAAAUUCACAGAAAUUUAUUUUCAUAAUAAUGGAUUAGUGAAGGCAUGAUUGUAUUUUUAAAUGCUAUAUUGUAGGUAAUUUUUAAUCAACAUCACAUAUUAUUUAAGUGAUGCAAAUGUAAGUGUAAUUGAGAUCAGGAUAUUAUAAUAACUUUUCUGGGUUUGUCAAAUUGAUGAGAUUAAAGUGAAGGUAUAAUUUGAGGCUAUCGGGUGGAUAUUUGUGAUUUUGCAAGAAAUUAAUGUGUGGAAAUGUCUUAUUACCUGAAACACGGUAUAUACCUAUUCAGUAUACUUAUUUACAUAAGUAACUAUAAGUUAUGACAUUUUCAUUGACAGCAAUCUUUGUGUUUUCAAUAAAAAGUGAAUUAAA